Alosa sapidissima (American shad) is the source of this 4827-nucleotide messenger RNA. It is a transcript of the gene unc5c, whose product is annotated as unc-5 netrin receptor C. NCBI's taxonomy places the organism in Eukaryota, Metazoa, Chordata, Actinopteri, Clupeiformes, Clupeidae. Gene Ontology annotation, biological process: netrin-activated signaling pathway. Gene Ontology annotation, cellular component: membrane. Gene Ontology annotation, molecular function: protein binding; netrin receptor activity. The record is from RefSeq and is a predicted model, not a curated record.
UGACUACAUGGGGCUGGGCGAGCUUCCCGAGACGUUCCCGUCGGACCCUCCGGAGCCACUGCCCCACUUCCUGGUGGAGCCCGAGGGCUACAUCGUCAAGAACAAGCCCGUGAACCUCUACUGCAAGGCCACGCCUGCCACACAGAUCUACUUCAAGUGCAACAGCGAGUGGGUCCACCAGAAGGAACACACUGUGGAGGAGCGAGUGGACGAGACCUCAGGCCUGGUGGUGCGUGAGGCCAGCAUCGAGAUCACACGGCAGCAGGUGGAGGAGCUCUUUGGCCUGGAGGACUUCUGGUGCCAGUGUGUUGCCUGGAGCUCUGCCGGGACCACCAAGAGCCGGAAGGCCCACGUCCGCAUUGCCUAUCUCAGGAAGACGUUUGACCAGGAGCCUCUUGGGAAGGAAGUCUCUUUGGAACAGGAAGUACUUCUCCAGUGCCGCCCACCCGAAGGCAUACCUGCUGCUGAGGUGGAGUGGCUAAAGAACGAGGAAGUCAUUGACCCUGCUGAUGACCGUAACUUUUACAUCACCAUCGACCACAACCUGAUCAUCAAGCAAGCCCGGCUCUCGGACACGGCAAACUACACCUGCGUGGCCAAGAACAUCGUGGCUAAACGCCGGAGCACAACUGCCACGGUCAUCGUCUACGUGAACGGCGGUUGGUCGACGUGGACAGAGUGGUCGGUGUGUAACACCCGCUGUGGGCGUGGGUACCAGAAACGGACGCGCAGCUGCACCAAUCCGGCGCCGCUGAAUGGAGGGGCCAUCUGUGAAGGUCAGGCCAUCCAGAAGCUGGCCUGCAACCCGCUGUGUCCAGUGGACGGUGUGUGGACGGAGUGGAGCAAAUGGUCGACGUGCGGGACGGAGUGUGCCCACUGGCGGAGGCGGGAGUGCAACGCCCCGGCGCCCAAAAACGGGGGCAAGGACUGCGAUGGCACCGUGCUGCAGUCCAAGAACUGCACAGAUGGACUGUGCAUGCAGACGGCCCCGAGUACGGACGACGUGGCGCUGUAUGUGGGCAUCGUCAUCGCCGUCAUCAUGUGCCUGGUCAUCUCCGUCAUCGUGGCGCUCUUCGUCUACCGCAAGAACCACCGUGACUUCCACUCGGACAUCAUGGACUCGUCCGCCCUCAACGGGGGCUUCCAGCCCGUCAGCAUCAAGACGGCACGCACAGCUGAUCUCCUCACCGCUCCACCUGACCUGACGUCUGCGGCGGCUAUGUACCGCGGCCCCGUCUACGCGCUCCAGGACGUGGCCGACAAGAUCCCCAUGACCAACUCGCCCCUCCUCGACCCUCUGCCCAAUCUCAAGAUCAAGGUGUACAACUCGUCCGGUCUGGUGACGCCCCAGGAGGAGCUGUCGGACUUCACCAGCAAGCUGUCCCCCAAGCUGCAGCACUGCCUGCUGGACGGGGACACCAUGAGCCGCCGCACCCAGAGCCUGGUGCGCUCCCGGGACCCGUCCUGCACCGCCUUCGGCUCCUUCAACGCCCUGGGUGGGCAUCUCAUCGUCCCCAACUCAGGCGUGAGCUUACUGGUGCCGGCUGGAGCUAUUCCACAGGGACGCGUGUAUGAGAUGUUUGUGACUGUGCACAGGAAGGACAGCAUGAGGCCGGGGGUGGACGACUCCCAGACGGUGCUGAGUCCGGUGGUGAACUGUGGCCCCACAGGUGCCCUCUUGACACGGCCCGUCAUCAUCACCAUGCACCACUGUGCCAAGACCGACCAGGAUGACUGGCUCAUCCAGCUGCGCAGCCAAUCACAGCAGGGACACUGGGAGGACGUGGUUGUGGUCGGCGAGGAGAACUUCACCACGCCAUGCUACAUCCAGAUGGACGAGGAGGCCUGCCACAUCCUGACCGAGACCCUGGGCACCUACUGCCUGGUGGGGCAGUCCAUCAGCUCGGCCACCACCAAGAGGCUGAAGCUGGCCAUCUUUGGCCCGGUCACCUGCACCGCUCUGGAGUACAACAUACGGGUCUACUGCCUGGACGACACUCAGGACUCCCUGAAGGAGGUGCUGCAGAUGGAGAAGCAGAUGGGCGGCAAGCUGCUGGACGAACCAAAGACGCUCAACUUCAAGGACAGCACCCACAACCUGCGCCUGUCGCUCCAUGACGUCCCGCAUACCCAGUGGAAGAGCAAGCUGCUGGCCAAGUACCAGGAGCUGCCGUUCCAGCAGGUGUGGAGUGGCGCCCAGAGGAACCUGCACUGCACCUUCACGCUGGAGCGUCUGAGCGCCUGCACGGUGGAGCUGGCCUGCAAGCUGUGUGUGCGGCAGGUGGAGGGCGAGGGUCAGAUCUUCCAGCUCAACGCCACCCUCUCCGAGGACACCCAGUGCAUCGACACCUCCCUGCUGGACCCGGCCAGCAACAUCACUACCCUGGUGGGGCCGAACGCCUUCCGCAUCCCCCUGUCCAUCCGCCAGAAGCUCUGCGGCAGCCUGGACGCCCCACAGACACGCGGCAACGACUGGAGGAUGCUGGCACACAAACUCAACCUGGACAGGUACCUGAACUACUUUGCCACCAAGUCCAGUCCGACGGGGGUGAUCCUGGACCUGUGGGAGGCGCAGCACUUCCCCGACGGCAACCUGAACCGCCUGGCCGCCGUGCUGGAGGAGAUGGGCCGCGUGGAGAACAUCGGGUCCAUGACCAUGGAGCACUGACCCCCGUCGACCGCGCGGGGGCUUCGAGCAGAAAACCGUUCCAUUGCAGGGAAGUUGGACAGCUGACAGGAUGCAUACACACACACACACACACACACACACACACACACACACACACACACACUUCCACUCACGCACGCACACACACACACACACACACACACACACACACACACACACACACACACACACACACACACAAACUAAGACAGAGCCCUGAACAAGCAUUAACAAAACUCCCAUUCUGAAAAUGUUGAGAUAAAACUCUAGACGAAAAUUGUGCAGAAUAGAAAUCUCAGCGCAGGAGAAUAGAUUGCUUUGAUCCAUUCAUAUGUAAAACAAAUGGACUUGAAUAGUGGUGGUGGGGGAAUGGAAUAAGAGGGGAGAAAGUAAUGACUAAACUAGAAGAGAAAAAAUAGCCCUGUCUGUACGAUUCCUGGUACAGUUUUCUAUUUCCCAAUACAGUUUCCUAGGAAACGCAUGUCUCUGCUGUCCAUUUAUUGGACCUCCUACUCCACCUUUACAGGAAGCGUAGGCAAAUGAUUGACAGGCGAGGGUGCAGGGCAGGGCGGGGCUUCAACACGUGGGCAGAAUCAGGGGAUGGUGGCACCCACUAGAGCUGGCACAGGAAAGUGGGAAGAUGGGAAACAAGAAACGGGUGCUACAGUGGGCACCCAAGUGCCAGCUUGUGCCAUCUCCUUCUGCCACGUGCCUGAUGCAGUGCUUAUGGUUUCUCCUCCCCUACUGUACAUCACAUUUACUUUGGAAUAACCUGAAAGUACUCCAGUCCUGAUUUUAUAUGAAUAUAUAUUUAAUAUUGCCUUUAUUUAUACACAUGUAUCUCUCCCAUGGUUUGAUUUUCGUGUGGCUUCAUAUAUUAGCCUAAUUUACACAUGUCUUCUUGAUUUUUUGUUUUCUUUCUUGGCUGUUUGUGUAGUGUUUUUUUUUUAUUUUAUUUUUAAAAUCACAAUUCCUUGGACACAUUUUUAUUCAUUGCUUCAUAGUGCCACCUAGUGGAUAUCCUCAGCAACAGCAAGGCUCUGCCACCGUACUGUAGGCAACAAAUUGGGAGUGUGCAGCCUGUAAAUAAGCCAGUACAUCAUCAAUUGUACAGCGGUGUAAUGAGUAUGACCAUUCUUUUCUUGUGUUUUGGUUUCAUGGUGAUCAGUAAUUAUAGCUGCGAUUUAGCAACAGAAGUAACUACCAAAAUCUGUUCUUUGCAAGUGUGUUUGUCCUGUCUGAGUUGCAAGAUACCAGCAGAAGCAGUGAAUUUUCUCGGUCACCAAUUAAAAUGGAGGUGACACGAAAGGCUUGAUUUCUGUGCUGUGCCGUGAGUUCAACAUGACCAGUUUUUUGCAGCCACAUUUUGAACCAAUUCCACCAUUGGUUCCUUUUGACACUGUUUCAACACCAUCCAUAUUUGUUUGUCUUGUUGAUAAUAAUCAUAUGAAGAUGAUGACAAUAUCAACUGUGUUUGAUUGUAAUUCAGUGAUAAUUUCUCUGUUGCUGUUGUUGAUGCUUUUUGAAACAACUGGACAUCUUUGUUCAAAAACACAAACGCAAAAAGGAUGAUUUAGGUGUGUAUAGAGAUUUGUGUGCUAGAGCUGGACAAAGUGUAAAAGAACGUUUUAUAAACCUGCUGUGUUGGAUUUGUGGAGGUGUUAGCAGGAUUAUGAACCUCACCUCCUCCUCUUAGAGACUUCUCUGAUCCAACAGAGAAAGAGAAAACUAGGCCCGGGAGCAUACAAGUUAGCAGAAAGAAACUGAUGAUAGAAUGCAGUGGAUAAUUGAAAGUUUCAGCCUUUUUUUCACAGGAUGAAACAAGUUUGUGACUAGACUGAUAAAAAAAAAAAUAUUUGUAUUUUUCCUUUUUUGGUUCCUUUUUUCUCUUGUACACGUUUCUAAAAGCUGUCUAUGCAAACCUGCCAUCAUUUAUAUUCUGAAAUGUACAUGCAUCAGAGUGAUAGCAGUGGCAUUCUAUAGGUGUCACAGCUCUUGAUUGUGAACGUUAUAUUUAUGGUGGGGAUGUUACCAAUUCUUUUAUGGCACGUUCAUGAUGUUCCUUGCAACAGCUUGCAUUUUUUUUUCUCUUUGUGAAGUUUCUGUACAAAAUGUAAGAAAGAAUUUUUAAACUGGUAAUAAAUUAUAUUUAUAUGCAA